Molecule: messenger RNA, 1450 nt
Organism: Brassica napus (rape)
Lineage: Eukaryota; Viridiplantae; Streptophyta; Magnoliopsida; Brassicales; Brassicaceae
Product: WAT1-related protein At4g01450-like
Exons: 6
Coding region: 133-1227 (364 amino acids)
Cellular component (GO): plasma membrane
Molecular function (GO): transmembrane transporter activity
Source: RefSeq, a predicted model, not a curated record
CGCAAACAAGUUAUUAAAGAAGAGAUAGAUAAAAGAAGCAAGAGAACGAGAUAGAGAGAGAAUAGAGGCUACGUGAGAGAAGAGACGUUUGAUUAUUAAGUUAAUAAUAGAUAUUUAAUUAACUUACUAAUCAUGGGUUAUAUCGACGGAAAAUGGGCACCGCUGAUCAUGAUUACCGUGAUUAACAUGAUUAAUGGGAUGGUUCAGGCUUUGAUUAAGAAAGUUCUUGAUGGAGGCAUUAAUCAUAUGGUUAUUGCUACUUAUCGUUUGGGUAUUUCCACCCUUUUUCUUCUUCCGAUCGCUUAUUUUUGGGAACGGAAAACAAGGCCGAAGCUAACUGCAAGCAUCUCGUUUCAGCAUUUCGCCAGUGCCCUUUUUGGCGCGAGUUUGAUGCAAUAUUGCUAUUUGCUUGGCCUCAGCUACACUUCUGCCACUAUUGGAUCUGCUUUCUGGGGAACAAUGCCUGCCACAACUUUCAUUAUGGCUUUAAUAUUUCGAUUCGACAAGCUAAAUAUGAAAACAAAAGCAGGAUACGGCGUCGUUGUUGGAGCUCUAAUAAGCUUAGCAGGAGCUUUAACUCUUACGUUGUACCAAGGCGUUCCAUUAUCGAACUCUCAAGAACAUGCAACGAUAUUAAACAUCCACAAAGGACAUGAGAAUUGGUUUAAAGGAUGUUUUCUUUUAUUCACAGGAGUUACAUUUUUCAGUUCCUGGAUGCUUAUACAAGCCAAGAUCAACUCGAGCUACCCGUGUCCAUACUCGAGUACAGUUAUUUUAUCGGUCUUUGGUACGAUUCAGUGUGCUCUUCUUAGCUUGAUCAAGUCUAGACAUGUGGAAGAUUGGAUCCUCAGAGACAAACUCACCAUCAUCACCAUCAUUAUAGCGGGUGCGGUUGGCCAAGGAAUGUGUACGGUGGGAACGUCAUGGUGUAUUAAACAACGUGGACCUGUCUUUACAUCAGCAUUCAGUCCUGUCAUACUUAUGUCCGCAACCUUGUUCGAUUUCUUGAUACUUCAUCGUAUGAUUUACUUAGGAAGCAUUAUUGGAUCUGUGGUUGUUGUGGUCGGCUUAUACUUAUUUCUAUGGAGUAAGAGUAAACAGAUAGUUGAUUCUAAGAUCGUGAAGUUGCCUACAAGUACGGUGGAAGAAGAAAAGGAAGAGGAAGAGGAAGACCAUACAAAUGUUAACAAAUUAGGCCGUCUUUUGGUUAUCCCCAUGACUCCUUGAUCCACUUACCUAAACCCUCUUUUCAUCCAGAAAGACCGACAUGUCCUACGAAUCAACUAUGAAGAAGAGAAGAAAGUGAUUAUUUGACUGUUAUUGGAGAAUGUUCUCACUUGUGUUACAAUGUUUCAACUUUUGAAUUUUACUUUUCAAUGGCUUAAUUUGGGUAUUGUAAUCUUUUUUUUUUAAUAAUAAAUUGUAUCGAAAAUGGACUUAUUUGUCUGAA